UCCUGCGCGUGCAAUAGCCAACACCCACAUCGGAGGACAUGGUCAACUUCUGAAGUUGCCGCUUGGAACGAAAAUGUUUUAUUUAUUAUGAGUUGGAGUUUAGGUGAUCCUACACAUAGAAAGGGUUUACAGCGAUAAAAUAGACCAAAAAAAAAAAAAAAAAAAAAAAAAAAAAAAACGAGCGAUGACGGGGACGAAAAUGUAUCCCGAUAUUUUCUACUUGUGUCAUUGUAUGAGUAUUCAGUUCCAAUAGCAUGGCGUACAAGGAGUCUUUCGGCCCAGGUAAAGUAUGCUUGCUUUAGAUUCAAUAUGAAUGCGAAUCCACAUCUGCGAACCAGACAUUGAUGGCUAGUGCAGAGUACAUGCCUCUCACAACAGAUUCUUGGUGUGCCCGAUCUGAGGAAUAGUAUCUCCUCUCUUGCGAAUUGUUGUGCUACUUCAACUGGAAAAUUGACAUGCGUUGUUUUUGUGUAUAACGUACAAGCACAAUGCAAAGAGGAUAGAUCUCCUCGAACCGCUGAGUGAGUUUGCGAUGCCUGAUUGGCCGAGAACAACUUAGUAAACUUGCUUAGUAAACUGGAUACCCAAGCCGGAUUUAGUACACAUGCGGCAGAUGACACAAGCUCACUCUAUAUGCUACCUCACAACAAGUGCCGAGCUCUAUUUCUUUUCCACGGUACAGUUGCUACAUCUUGGCUAUAUGCCGUCUUGGAAUAUCAAUAACAAAGAUUUCCCUACUUACUCUUCGUGCGAGCAUGCGUGCGCUUCACUAGACCGCGGGUCCAUCAUCCUGGAGAAUGCUGCACUUGAAAUCGUUGCCGCGGCUGCUUCACUUCAGCACUCCUGCAAAGAUGUCAUCGCCGUCGAAUCAAAAAUCACCAAGAAACGAUACCCACAAACUCUGGAUCACGGCGCCACCAUUUCGCCGUACUUCGUGGAGCGAACUACAGAAUCCCAUCAUACGGAAUCACGGAUCCGCGUCAAAGCAAUCGCUCCCCCAACAAAAUCUCCGCACUUCCCGGAACCUUUUUCACGAGCUGUUCCUCUCCGUGGCUUAAACUUUCAGCUACAGCCUCCAAUCUCUCCCUGUAAUCUCAUCCAAGAACGCAUAUGUAACUCUCUCUAUGCGCUCGUCAUCCAAUCAGUUCUCUGGAAUAAAACCCAUGGCUCUGUUGCCCGACCAAUCCUUUGGAAUUUUCUUGUUACCUACCCAACUAUUGAAUCUUUAGCUAUAACGCCUGUUGCUAAGAUCGAACACAUGAUCAGAAGAUUAGGCCUACAGAAAGAACGCUCCGCCCGUUUAGUGGAAAUGGCCAAUGUUUGGAUCGCCGCACCGCCUUGCCCUGAAAGGCGUUAUCAACGCCAUGACUACCCGAAUCAAGGCGAUGGGCGUGAUGUAAAAAAGGGUGUGGCGAUCGGUUUGCAUAGUCAGUACCAGGGCUGGGAGAUUGCUCACUUACCUGGGGUUGGCAAGUAUGCGCUCGAUUCAUUUCGCAUAUUUGGCCGCGACCGUCUGCGUGGACUCCAUGGAAUACCAGGGGUUGAGCCAGAAUGGAAGCGUGUUGUUCCGGAGGAUAAGGAACUUGGCCCCUUUGUGGAGUGGAUGUGGGCCCAGGAAGGAUGGGACUUCAAUGUUAAGACUGGCACCCGGGUGCGCGUGAAACGGCAGUUUAUUUCAUUUGACUCGUAG
Molecule: messenger RNA, 1690 nt
Organism: Periconia digitata
Lineage: Eukaryota; Fungi; Ascomycota; Dothideomycetes; Pleosporales; Periconiaceae
Source: the annotation of a GenBank genome assembly